Messenger RNA from Fonsecaea multimorphosa CBS 102226, 1107 nucleotides. RefSeq lists its product as uncharacterized. The record is from RefSeq and is a predicted model, not a curated record. NCBI's taxonomy places the organism in Eukaryota, Fungi, Ascomycota, Eurotiomycetes, Chaetothyriales, Herpotrichiellaceae. Gene Ontology annotation, biological process: NADPH regeneration. The transcript is spliced from 3 exons. Gene Ontology annotation, molecular function: oxidoreductase activity; nucleotide binding. Gene Ontology annotation, cellular component: cytoplasm. Bases 1 to 1107 code for a protein of 368 amino acids.
AUGGCCGCCAACAAGCUCGUCAAGGUGGGCAUAAUAGGCUGUGGCGAAAUAACGCAGGUGGCACACAUCUCGACAUUGGGGUUUCUCUCUGAUUUCUUCACCAUCACGUACCUGUGUGAUGUUUCGGCAGAAUCUCUCAGGCACAAUGCUCAAAAGGUCAUCAAUCACAUCCCCCAAACCACCCAAAACCCGGCCGAGCUUUGUGCGUCACCAGACGUCGACCUGGUCUUCAUAGCGAGCUCUGACGAGUACCAUGCCGUGCAUGUGAUAGAGGGGUUGAGGCAUGACAAGCAUGUUUUUGUCGAGAAACCAAUGGCGCUCUGCGUGAGGGAUGCUGACGCUAUAAUCGAGGCCGAGGAAAGAUCCAAAGGUAAAGUCAUGGUGGGCUAUAUGCGUCGAUAUGCUGCAGCCUUUGUAGACAUGACAAAGGAAAUUGGUGGCAUGGAUAAGAUUCUGUAUGCUCGAGUUAGAGAUAUCAUCGGUCCCAACAGCCACUUUGUCGCACAAUCAGGCACAUUUCCAAAGGUAUUCACAGACUUCACACCUGAAGUCGCGCAAGACAGAAAUGAUAGGGCGUCGGAAAUAGUGCAUCAAGCAUUGUCGGUCGAAUGUGGAUUGCCUGUCAAUCCCGAAUCCACGAGAAUGUGGCGACUGCUGGGUGGCUUGGGGUCUCAUGACCUGUCAGCAAUGAGAGAAGCCCUCGGAAUGCCAGACCGGGUCAUUGGGGCAUCCAUAAAUCUUCCAUUCUGGAGUGCAAUGUUGGAAUAUCCCACCUUUUCAGUAACCUAUGAGUCUGGGAUCGACAAUGUUCCUCGCUUUGAUGCCCAUAUUGAGGUGUAUAGCAUGGCAAAAUCCGUUCGGGUCAAAUAUGACACUCCCUAUAUCAAGGGUCUGCCUGUGACUAUGGUUGUCUGCGAAAACAUCGACGGAGCAUACAGAGAGUCGACUGUCAAGCGUACCUAUGAAGAUCCUUAUACCUUGGAAAUGAAGGAACUGUACCAGAUGGUUGUCCACAGGAAGGAAGUAAAGACCACAGCGAAGGAUGCAAAGAUGGAUCUGAAAAUUUUUCAAAUGAUCAUGAAGGCUGGAACUAGGGCCCAACCUUAG